AUGAGCAACCUCGACGCGGCCAGAGUUGCGGAGGAACUGCCGCCGCUGCCUCACCGGUCCCGCUUGCAGCGCCUGUACGCCUCGCCCGUCGUCCAGGUCUUCCUCAUUUCCGCAAUCUGCUUCUGUACUCCGGGCAUCUUCAAUGCAAACUCGGGCGUAGGCGGCGGAGGACAGGUCAACCCGAAGACCGCGAACGAUGCGAACGUCGCUCUGUAUGCCUGCUUCGCCGUAGUAGGCUUCGCUUCCGGCAGCAUUAUCAACCGCAUCGGCGCACGACUCGCCUUCUCCAUCGGCGCUUCGGGCUACGCUCUCUACAUGGGCUCGCUCCUUUCGUACAACAUCAACGGGAACCGCGGCUUCGUCGUCGCAGCCGGAGCACUCCUCGGCGUCUGUGCCGGUCUGCUGUGGACCGCUCAGGGGUCGCUCAUGCUCGCUUACGGAACCGAGCAGACGAAAGGUCGCCUUAUCGCUCUGUUCUGGAUUGUCUUCAACCUCGGAGGAGCGCUCGGCUCGGCCAUCGAGGUCGGCCUGACCUGGAAGUCGACGAGCAACACGGUCGGCAACUCGGUCUACAUCGUCUUCCUCGUCAUUGCCGCUUGCGGCUCUUUCCUCCCGCUUCUGCUGGUUGACCCAGCGACAAUGGUGCGGUCGGACGGCACGCGAGUCAUCCCGCCGGUUCACCCGACCUGGAAGAAGGAGGUAGUCGGGAUGUGGCAGUUGAUGCGCAAGGAGGUCAUCCUCGUCUUCCUCCUCCCGCUCUUCUUCUCCUCAAACUUCGGCUACACCUGGCAGCAGAACAGCUUCAACGGCGCGCUGUUCACCCUCCGCACUCGCUCGCUCAACUCGUUCCUUUUCUGGUCAUGCCAGAUGGUCGGCGCCGGCAUCUUCGGCAUCCUGAUUGACCUGAAGCGGUUCCGCCGGAAGUCGCGCGCGUGGGUCGCGCUUGCGGUCCUGCUCGCCUUCCAUUGCGCGGUUUGGGGAUCGGGCUAUCACUACCAGAAGGACUACUACCGCACGCCAGACGGCGCCUCUCACCCUCGCAUCGACCUGCGCGACGCGGGCUACGGUGGCCGAGCCGCCCUCUACGUUUUCAUGGGCAUCCUCGAUGCCAUCACGCAGAACUACGCCUACUGGCUGAUGGGCGCUAUCUUCAACCAGCCCGCUUCGCUCGCUCGUCUCGUCGGCGUCUACAAGGCCAUUCAGUCAGCUGGCGCAGCAGGCGCAUUUGCGAUGGACUCGGCAGAGACGGCGUAUAUGAGCGAGUUGGCCGCGACGUGGGCCGUCUGCGUCGCCGGACUCGUCUUCUGCAUCCCGGUGCUCAUCUUCCGCCUCAAGGACCACACGGACGACGAGCUUGUCGUCGAGGUCGGAUCUCACGACGAGAUUUCCUCCACGAGCGAGAAGAAGGCGGACGAAGCGGAACUAUAG
Messenger RNA from Rhodotorula toruloides NP11, 1428 nucleotides. Its product is annotated as Major Facilitator Superfamily protein. The record is from RefSeq and is a predicted model, not a curated record. Lineage: Eukaryota; Fungi; Basidiomycota; Microbotryomycetes; Sporidiobolales; Sporidiobolaceae. Gene Ontology annotation, molecular function: transmembrane transporter activity. The coding region runs from base 1 to 1428 and encodes 475 amino acids. The transcript has 11 exons. Gene Ontology annotation, biological process: transmembrane transport.